Molecule: messenger RNA, 756 nt
Organism: Ambispora gerdemannii
Lineage: Eukaryota; Fungi; Glomeromycota; Glomeromycetes; Archaeosporales; Ambisporaceae
Source: the annotation of a GenBank genome assembly
AUGAAAUCAAUACUCGCUUUUUUAUGCAUUUGCAUUUUCUGUUACUCGUUAAAAAUAACCACAACAACAGCCAUACCUAAAGACGACACUAAUCCAUCCGAACACUAUUCGUUGUACAAUUCGGAUGCAGAUUACGGAAUACGAAACUUCACGGUGACUGGCGCGAAUAAUGUUUCAAUCUUUGUUGAAGAAAUCGGUGAUACCAAAAAUCCAACCGUGGUUUUUAUCCAUGGUUUCCUAGCUUUCAGACUAAUUUUUAAUCCGGUAUUCAAGAACGAAUUCCUCUAUAAAGAUCUCCAUCUCGUUCGGUACGAUAGUCGUGGUACACUUGAUAGUGGCAAACCUACAGAUCCUAAUCAAUACGUUAUGGACUAUAACGCGCAAGAUCUAAAGGCUAUCGUUGAUGCGGUUGUUAAUAAAAGUCCCGGGAAACAAAUAACUUUGGUCGGCUGGUCAAUGGGAACUGCUAUUGCAACAUUGUACCUAGGAAAUUUUGGACAAGAUAAAGUUAAUGGGCUUGUGACUUUGUGUGGUAAUGUAGAAAGACAAACAAUUGCCCCUGUUGGAGUUGCACUUCUCGACCCAAUAGCGAGUAAAGAUUAUCAAGAAUCGAUAGAGGCAAGAUAUGCUCUUCCAAAGGGACUGGUAGGAAAGAAUAGACCACCGAUCAGUGAAGAAACGGCACUAUUCCUCCUUGGCGGAAUAGCUCUUAUUCCGACUGCCUACGUAAAUGCAACUUGGACGAGCUGUAAUUGA